Aspergillus eucalypticola CBS 122712 is the source of this 865-nucleotide messenger RNA. Its product is annotated as ubiquitin carboxyl-terminal hydrolase. The transcript has 2 exons. Gene Ontology annotation, cellular component: cytoplasm. The record is from RefSeq and is a predicted model, not a curated record. Gene Ontology annotation, biological process: ubiquitin-dependent protein catabolic process; protein deubiquitination. Lineage: Eukaryota; Fungi; Ascomycota; Eurotiomycetes; Eurotiales; Aspergillaceae. Gene Ontology annotation, molecular function: cysteine-type deubiquitinase activity. The coding region runs from base 107 to 865 and encodes 252 amino acids.
UCCAUCGCAAACUUUCCUACACUUCUCCUUCACCCCUCACACAGUCAACAUUUCCUCUCCUCAACCAAGAAACCCCACCACUACAUACAAUCUACACAUCCUCAAGAUGACCGACACAGCCGACGCCCCCCAAACCAACAAGGCCUUCGUGCCCCUCGAAAACAACCCCGAAGUAAUGACCCACCUCGUCCGCCAACUCGGCCUCUCCCCCACCCUAGGCUUCACAGACGUCUGGUCAAUCGACAGCCCGGACCUCCUCGCCUUCAUCCCCCGCCCGUCCUACGCCCUCCUCCUCGUCUUCCCCGUCUCAGCAGCCUACGAAGCAACUCGACGUACCGAAGACGCGUCCCUCCCCGAAUACACGGGCUCCGGGGCCAACGAACCCGUAAUGUGGUUCAAGCAAACGAUCCGCAACGCGUGCGGACUUAUCGGGCUCCUGCACGCCGUAUCGAACGGCACGCCGCGGAAGCACAUCACCCCCGGCUCGGACCUAGAUAACCUGCUGAAAGAAGCGGAGGGGUUGGGGCCGAUCCAGCGCGCAGAUCUGCUGUAUGAGAGUAAGGCGUUGGAGAGUGCGCAUGCGGAUGCGGCGAAGUUGGGGGAUACGGAUGCGCCGGCGGCGGAGGACUCGGUGGAUUUGCAUUUCGUGGCGUUCGUGAAGGGGGAGGAUGGCACGCUUUGGGAGUUGGAUGGGCGGAGGAAGGGACCGUUGGUUAGGGGGGUGCUUGGGGAGGAGGAGGAUGCGUUGAGUGAGAGGGCGUUGCAGUUGGGGGUAAGGAGGUUUUUGGAGGUGGAGAAGGGGAGUGGGAGUGGGGAGGGGGAUUUGAGGUUUAGUCUUGUUAGUUUGGGGGAGGUUUUUGAUUGA